AUCAUUCACUUUGCAAAUUCUAUAGCACAUGUUAUUGUUUUUGAAAAUAAUAAAUUUUGUUUUUCAAAGUUUUCAACAAUCAUGGCCAAUAAAACGGUCAAAGAUGCUAUAACAGUUCAUGGAACUAAUCCUCAAUAUUUGAUUGAAAAAAUUAUCCGUGCACGAAUUUAUGAAAGUCGUUAUUGGAAAGAAGAAUGUUUCGGCCUAACAGCCGAACUUGUUGUCGAUAAAGGAUCAGAAUUACGUUACAUUGGUGGAUCAUAUGGUGGUAACAUUAAAACCACACCGUUUUUAUGUUUGACAUUGAAAUUACUACAGAUACAACCUGAAAAAGAUAUUGUCAUUGAAUUUAUACGGCAGGAAAAUUUCAAAUAUAUUCGUGCAUUAGGUGCAUUUUAUCUACGAUUAGUGGGAAAUCCUUUGGAUAUUUAUAAAUAUCUUGAACCAUUAUAUAAUGAUUAUCGAAAAUUACGUCGUAUGACUAAAAUGGGCACAUUCGAUGUCAUCUAUAUGGAUGAAUUUAUUGAUCUACUACUUCGUGAAGAUCGUGUAUUUGAUAUUAUAUUGCCACGUUUAACUAAACGUUUUGUGCAUGAAGAAAAUGGUGAAUUAACUAAACGUGUUAGUUUGAUUGAAGAAGAUUUGGAUCUUGAUGCCAAUCAUGAUGAUGAUGGUAACAGUGAUGAUGGUAAAAAUCAAUCGGAUGGAAAAGUAUCAACCGAUUCGGAUGAUGAGGAUCGACGUCGUCGUCAUAAGAAACGACGAUCGAGAACACCAGAUCGAUAUGGUUCACAUCAUGUCGAUAAUGAUGAUGGGGAUGAUCGUCGACGGCGACAUUAUCAUGGAUCAUCACCACCAACAAGCUCCCAUAGACGUAAUAAUGAUAAUGAUGAUUAUGACAAUGAUCGUCAUUCUCAUCGCCAUCAUUCACGACGACAACGGUCAUCAUCACGUGAACGUUAUGAUCAUCGUCGUCGAUCUCGUACACCGGAAAAACGUAACCGUGAUCAUCAUCAUCAUCGUAAAGAUCAAAGAAAAGAAAAUAGAGAACAGGAAAAAUCCAAAGAACCUAAAACCGAAGCCGAUGAAAUUGCCGAAAUGAAUGCAUUACGAGCAAAAUUGGGCCUAAAACCAUUAAGACCAUGAUGAAUUUAUAUUGUAUAUUUAUUUCAUUUUAUACGUACUAUAAACUAUAAUUUUUUUUGUACAAAUUUUAUUUA
This is a messenger RNA of Dermatophagoides farinae (American house dust mite), 1220 nucleotides long. It is a transcript of the gene Prp38, whose product is annotated as pre-mRNA processing factor 38. The record is from RefSeq and is a predicted model, not a curated record. Lineage: Eukaryota; Metazoa; Arthropoda; Arachnida; Sarcoptiformes; Pyroglyphidae.